CUAUUUGGAAUGCUGUAUUUCCAUUAUUUGUAAAGCUUCCUUGACUCGGCUACAGCUAAUUGGGCCACUUUAUUCCACUUGUAUCAAUCACAUGUCUGUUUGUGAUGAAUACCAGUGACCAAAACAAAUUGUUACUACAGUGCUGUAGUCGCUUUUAGCCUGAGGGGUGGCUGGUUUGAUGGUGGUGGGAUUAGGGUGUGCUGUUUGGGCCUUUUUCCUCUGAUGGGUUGGGUGCUGCUGUGCUGAAACAGUGCAACAAUAGACAGGAAGCAGAGGAAAAUGAUAGCACAGACAUUUUCGUUGUCAUCCUUUACGGAGAGGAAAUGCAGGGGAAGUUAGUAACUCAGUAUUGUCCUAUUGUUUAUAACAAGAUGUAGAUGCAACUAAUAUUGAGAUAAAUAGGCUGAUAAACAGCCAUCCAUUUUCUAUCGCGCUUUUCCACAUGACUAGGAAGAAAAUCCAGCAAAACCCCACAAAACCACAGGGGGAUCAUGUAAACUGCACAGAAAAGCUGUAGCUGAGAGUUGAACCCUCAACCUUCCCUGUGAGGAAGACAUGCUAAUCAUAAAUGGAGAAAAUUUGGGAAGGGAUCACAGAUGGAGGGAUCCACCUUUCAGAUUGGUGCCCAAUAUAAAUCACAUAAUAGGAUGUUAUCCAUCCAUCCAUCCAUCCAUCCAUCCAUCCAUCCAUCCAUCCAUCCAUCCAUCCAUCCAUCCAUCCAUCCAUCCAUCCAUCCAUCCAUCCAUCCAUCCAUUUCCUCUAGACGCUUAUCCUCACGAAAGUCGCAGAAAUGCUGGAGCCCAUCCCGGCUGCCAACGGGCAGGAGACGGGGUACACCCUGAACUGGUUGCCAGCCAAUCGCAGGGCACAAAGAGACUAACAGCCGCACUCACAAUCACAGAGGAGGAGAAUUGGCAGGUAAACAGGCCAAAAUUCAGAUUUCAUGGGAUGAGGGAGGGCUAGAGACUAGUUGGAGUGGAAGAGUGUAGAAAUAAAUUGAGAUUUAAGCAAAUGUACAGAGACAGCCACUCUAAAUUCCCUGGGUAGGAUAUCCAAGAGUAGUGGAUCUUGAAUAGAGAAUACUCUAGAUCCUGCUGACUUCUUGAAAAGACAUAUAAGACAGAAAAAGCAGUUCGCAUGCGCAAUACUUUCAUUUCUGCCAUGGUCGUAUGAUGGGCUUGUGUCCCAUGUAUGUAUAUUUGGAGAAUUUUGAUUUACAUGGAAAGGAAACUGUCAAAAGGGACCACACAACACAUCAGUGCUGAGAGAGGAAUUUGCUGCUAACUGUUGCCAUGAUACAGCCUCCCUAAAUUACAAGUCCAGCGAGUGGCCAGACAUGACCUGGCAGCAAACUGGACAAAUUGCGCUUGUCCAGUUUGUGAGAGAACCAUCCUAUGACACUGCUCCGGAAUGUUUGCAUGCGUUUCAUGCGGUAGCCGUUUCAUUGCAUCAUUUGUGCUCACGUCUGGCUGGAGGACCGUUCACAACCUUGAGGCGAGUGUGCUUUUAAAAAGAGAUCACAUUUUUUUUUUAUCUAUGCAAUAUCCUUUUCACUUUCUUAAAAAAAAAAAAAACAGCAAUUUUCGAUAGUACUUGUACAGGAUCCAUUUUGGUGUUUAUGAAGUGCAAAAUUGAAAUACUUCUGGCAUGAGAGUUAAAUCACAAACUUUAGUAAUCCAUCCAUCCUCUGUUUGAGGCACACUUGAGUAAAUGGAUAACUGUUUAACUAUGAACAAUGAAAAGGAAACAUGGCAGGAUAGUUAAACGCUCCCCAGUUGUUAUAUUUUUGCCACAUGAGUGCUCCCUCCAUUUUAAAGUAGAAUGCCAUGCUCGGCACAUAACAUCCAAUAAUGCUUUGCUCCACAACACAGUGGAACGAACCUCUUAAGAUUGAACAGUCAUUUCAGCCUCCAAUUUGUUUAUUUUCCCAGACAAUCAUUCCCAUAGAAAAUAAAGGAAGUAGAAAUAAUCAGUUUGAUAGUCAAGGAAAAUAGAUUUCUUCAUUGUCAUCCAUGUGUAAAGAUAAAGUAACUGCUCUAUUAAUAAAACAAAUGAAAAAAAAACUGCACACCAUCUGAUUUCUGAUGUGUAGCUUAGCAUUCAUAAAUUAUGUUGGUUUACCUUUGGCGUUGAGUGACUAUGCGAAGAGAAGGGUGAGUGACGAGCAAAAGGCAUCGCGGGGACGGAGGGGGAGGCAAACAUUUCACAGCCGAGAGAGAAAACAUACGUACGAACGUAUGCACCCACACAACUUAAUGACACUAAAGUUUCUUGAUGAAGAAAUAUGAAUAAAUUUGCAAAAAACAAACGAAAAAGUCACAGAAAACAUGUUCUUUGUCUUAUGAAAAGUCUACUAGCGUAACGCAAACACUUACUGGGAUACACCAAACAGUCUAGCGAAACUAGCACUGAUAUCGCUGCAUUAAUAAAUAUUUAAACAACUUAUAUUGACCACAAGUGGUAGCAACACAUGCAGACAGAACAUAGAACAAUACUUCCAAACAUAAAUUAUUCAUCCUCAUUAAAAAAAAUUACGAAUAUUACUACAGCCAUUAUUUCCUAUAGAGACAACAAUGAUUUUUCUUUGCUAAAAAAAAAUAGAUCAUUACCAAAAUAGAAUUUUGUACAUGGAGUUAUGUCCAUCUUCAGUUUCUUACUAAGGUGCUCUGAAAGGCAUGUUAUGUUUAAAAAUAUGAUGUUCUCAUUUUAAAGGAUAUUUUUUAACAAUACAUUUUCUUUAUUGGCGGCACGGCGGAGAAGCUUGAAAGCGUUGGCCUCACAGUUCUGAGGACCGGAGUUCGAAUCCUGGCCCCACCUGUAUGGAAUUUGCAUGUUCUCCCCGUGCCUGCGUGGGUUUUCUACAGGCACUCUGGUUUCCUCCCACAUCCCAAAAAGAGGUUCCCCUCAAGUCUUGGCCUGACAAUAGACUAUUUAUAGUGUUUCAUAAUGCUAUCACAAUUGAGAGUGGACCCUUCGAUUUCCUUUCAUACUGAUAUCAAAAAUAUUGAUAAGAGCAUUUCAAUUGAGAUGAAGUAAAACAUUUUUUUGUGACUACUGCUGGGUAAAUUUGAUUGAUGAAUUUUGUCAGUGAUAAUUUUUUUGCAAUUUUUAAAAAAUUGAAACCUCAUACAUCCUUUACAUCCCUGAACAAAUGCAGCAUGUCAAUCCUUUUUUUUUUUUUUUUACAAUUUUUCUUACAGACAACAGGUUCACGGGAAUCUUUUAACUUCACUCAACUGCCUUGUCAGAUAAAAACUAACCUGCUAACCCCUGCUAUACAAACUGUGCGCCAUUACCAAGAUUUUAAAAUGCCACUUCUAUCUAGCUCAACAGAAUGAAUAAUUUACAUUAAAUAUGCUUCAUAGGAUUUCACAAAUUAAAGCAUAAAUAAGAGAAUUGCGCAUCAUAAAUAUCCACUACACAUGAAACCACGGUGCAACUUAAAGGUUGAACACAAUCUGUUCCUGGACCCCUGGUCAACCUCUUUUUCCAAUUGGAAAUGAAAAUAUUAAAUUGUUCAAGCUAUCAUCAUCAUCAGAAAUCCACUAAGCAAUUGCUAAUAAUUGCUAAUACGUUUGUGCUUGUGUGACGGACCAAUUUAUUAUACAAGGGGUCAAAACGAUCACUGUGAAGCUUCAAGGGAGACUAUUUCAUUUACCCAUUUUUCUAAUUGAAUUAUUUUGUUGGACAAUUUGUACUUGUACAUUACGGUUGUGAAAAUUGUCUCUUAUUAAGUCAGGAUACAUACUGAAGGGUGUUUGCGUGAAAAUAUACUCAGGUGGCAUUUCAUCACCUUUAAUUUUUGUGAAAAGAUUUUGCUUUAUUUUCCAAAGUGAAUGUCCACAGGGAUGCUAGUGGCGAUUCAGUAGGCAAUAGUGACGACUGUCACUUGACAUCUGAGCUGAAUCAGCACCAUGUUGACUCUCAUGACUCCGCACACGAUGGCUUCAAUCUCCAUAAUUUCCUUCAUCUGCGUCACACAUGCACGAACCCCACACAAAUGCAGUGAUUUUUUUUUUUUUUUUCGGACUACAUACAGUAUGGACAGUAUACAAUGUGUGGGUGUGUAAUGGCGACUAAUCCAAUUUGUGGUCUUUUUCUGGAUCUGUAGUUGUCACUGAUCCCUUAAUCUCUGUGGCAAGAGGUCCACACUUUUUCCUCACUUAAUCAAUGCAAUAUUUAUUUUGUAAUUUUCAUGAAUGAAUAUGGCGAGUAAACACAAGGCAAGCUUUACUCGCACCCCUCCAGUUAAGCACAUCACACACACAGGACUCGGGUUGCUGCCCCAACGCUGUUUAGCUCAGCUACUCCCUGAUCCGCCGCCAUGCAUUCACUCACUCAGGGAAGCUGAGUGACUUGCGUGUGCCGUGUGAUAUGCCUGUUGCUGAGUGCAAUGUCAGAGCACAUGCAGCUCUCCCUUGCAAUUUGCAGGAUUGGGCUUUACAGGUGUUUCCGGGCACUGUGCUGUAAAGGACCGCCACCGCCAAGACCGGAGUAUGAUGUGGUGUGCAUUGGCCUGACAGGUGCUGGAAAGACAAGCCUGCUCUCACGACUCUGUAGUGAAGGCGGUGACGGAGUUGUUCCCACCACAGGUUUUAGCAUCAAAGCAGUGCCAUUUCCUAAUGCCAUCUUGAAUGUAAAAGAACUUGGAGGAGCUGACAACAUCAAGAAAUAUUGGUGCCGCUACUACCAGGGUUCCCAGGGUGUCGUCUUCGUAUUGGACAGCGCUUCAUCAGACGAGGACCUUGAGGCGGCCCGUAAUGAGCUGCACUCGGCCCUGCAGCACCCUCAACUUUGUACGCUGCCUUUCCUCAUCCUCGCCAAUCACCAGGAUAAGCCCGCUGCAAGGACGCCAAACCAGAUCAAGAAAUACUUCGAGCUGGAGCCGUUGGCCCGCGGCAAGCGCUGGAUCCUGGACGGCAGCAGCACGGACCACGUGGAGGCCGUGAAGGAAAGUUUUGCUCAAUUCAUCGGCUUGCUGGAGGACAAAGACACGGCGGUCGGCAGGAUAUGAUGGCGAGAAGUUGGCUCCGUAGGAUUUGACGCGAGGCUUGGAGGUCCGUUGGUCGGUGAUGUCGUAGCUCCAACCUGGAAGGCAAACAUCGGCGUGAGUGAUAGCCGGCGGCGACGUCGCGUUGGACGACUUCCAACUGCAGAGAGGCGUCGGGUGAACGUCGGCGGGCUGGCUGUUGUCACCGAGUCAUAAACACAGGACGGGCCGUCCUUUCAACAAACUUUUCCCAGAUGCUUGGAGGCGACAUGUCGGCCGUUUGAACUCGCGUUUCUACAAAACCCCAAUUCCAAUCGAGUUGGGACGUUGUGUUAAAACUAAUAAAAACAGAAUACAGUGAUUUGCAAAUCAUGUCCAACCUAUUUUUUAUUGAAUACACUACAAAGAGAAGAGCAUUUAUGUGUGAUAAACGUGAUUUUUGUUAUCUUUUUUAUUUUGUGUGUUUGAAGCCACGCUGUUGAAACACGUGCAGAACGUGUUUUGACAUUGUCUUAAUGAAAUAAGCAAGAGCGUCCGUGAAAAAUAUGUUGCUUGGAUGGAAAAAUUAAUGCACAUUUCUAAAUUGUUACGCACAACUGAAUUUGAAGAUAUUUGACAGGUCUUAAACGGAAGGUUGUCAUUUCUUGACUUUACAGCAUUAGGUCCGAGUUCAUGAAAUCAAAAAUUACUGUAUUGCAAACAAAAGUCAAAAUUAAAAGUUUGACAGCAACUUCCCAACUCUCACAUUUGUUAAAUUUGUGGCUUUUUGGAGAGUUCCUGCUUGAAUAUCUUUUUUUGAAAAAUAUUUGCAUCAUAAUUUGGAACUCAAUAUAGUUUUUAUUUUGGGGGGAUUAAUUGGAUUUCCAUUAUUUCCUAUGGGAAAUCUUGCUUUAGCUUUCAUCCAACUCCAUUUUGGACUUUUUGGAACGGAAAACCGUCGUUCCGCUGCAAUUCCGGUGACACCCGGAAUUGUUUGGCAGUGCGAAUCCUCAUCACGAUUCUGUUUCCACUCCCUUGUAAUAUCAGCACCUCAAGUCACCCGUGGAUUAAAGAAAGAGAAACGCGACAAAGAACCGGGUCGGAUCAAACGUUCCUCCAUCGGCACGCCAAAGCUGAAGCAG
Messenger RNA from Syngnathoides biaculeatus (alligator pipefish), 6111 nucleotides. RefSeq names its product ADP-ribosylation factor-like protein 15. The coding region runs from base 4394 to 5014 and encodes 206 amino acids. The record is from RefSeq and is a predicted model, not a curated record. NCBI's taxonomy places the organism in Eukaryota, Metazoa, Chordata, Actinopteri, Syngnathiformes, Syngnathidae. The transcript is spliced from 6 exons. Gene Ontology annotation, molecular function: GTP binding; GTPase activity.